GGGCGAACGGAAUGCGCAGACGCGGCCGACAAACUUACACGCGCUACCAAACUCUGGAGCUCGAGAAGGAAUUCCACACGAACCACUAUCUCACCAGGCGGAGGCGGAUCGAGAUGGCACACGCGCUCUGCCUGACGGAACGGCAAAUCAAGAUCUGGUUCCAGAAUCGGCGAAUGAAGCUGAAAAAGGAGUUGAGGGCAGUCAAAGAGAUCAACGAGCAAGCCAGACGCGAGCGCGAGGAGCAAGAUAUGAUGAAGAAACAGCAGGCGGAGAAACAGGCCAAGUUACAGCAGGAGCAGCAGAGCGCCGCCCUUCAGCAUCAGCAGCAGCAUCACGAAGACACAAGAGACUGGAGCGGCCUGGACGAAGACUCCGAAGCGAAGUAGUUGGUAAGGUCGAUCACGUAGAAGAUCCUGAGUUCUCUUCCUCUCAUCUUCGCACGCGAGAAACAGGUACGAAACAUCUGAUGCAAAGAUUUUUGCGAUCUUCCUCGAGUCGGUGAGCCGGUAGAGCUCGCAAGUAAAGAACCUUGCGGAUCCAUGCGGUCAUCGGUCUUUCUUCUUUUUUUUUAUCAAGAGGGGAAGAUAGCGAGGAUUUAGGAAGCCUGGAAGAUACACAGAGCGCGAUCUUCUCUGAGCGACCGAGAAAAAAAGAUACGACGAAUGCCUUGCUGAGUCGGUUCUCUCUUUUGUUUUUUUAAGCAAGAAAGAAAAAAAAAUAAGUAGAUGUUACGAUAGUAAAA
Molecule: messenger RNA, 742 nt
Organism: Wasmannia auropunctata (little fire ant)
Lineage: Eukaryota; Metazoa; Arthropoda; Insecta; Hymenoptera; Formicidae
Product: homeobox protein abdominal-A homolog
Exons: 2
Biological process (GO): anterior/posterior pattern specification; negative regulation of transcription by RNA polymerase II
Cellular component (GO): nucleus
Molecular function (GO): RNA polymerase II cis-regulatory region sequence-specific DNA binding; DNA-binding transcription factor activity, RNA polymerase II-specific
Source: RefSeq, a predicted model, not a curated record